CCCUCAGGCACGCUCUCGUACAAAGGCGCCUCUCUCCGAACUCCCCCCCCUCUCUUGGGGCCGAGCUGGUGGUGGGGACGGCAGCUGGUCCACGAGCCCUCGCUCUGACUCCUCGACACAGAAGCCCGCCCUUUCCCGGCCUCAGCUCCUCCCCGCCGCAAGCAUGAUCCCCACCCGGCCUGUUAUAGCUCGUGAGGGGGCGGGCGCGCUGGAGAGUCGAGUAUUGGAGACUGUCUGAAAGGAAGGCGAGAAGAAAGGGGGUGAAAGGAAAGAGCUGCUUCAAGUUAGGCUCGCUAUAUGCAAUAGGUACGGCUUUGCCUGCGAGACCGGGAAGGUGGAAGAUCUUUAAUUUCUAUUUGAAUUACUACCACUUCAAUCAAGAUGCCCCCAGCAAUUGGAGGCCCCGUGGGAUACACCCCACCAGAAGGAGGGUGGGGCUGGGCAGUAGUUGUUGGUGCCUUUAUCUCUAUAGGCUUUUCCUAUGCAUUCCCCAAAUCCAUUACAGUAUUCUUUAAAGAGAUAGAAGUCAUAUUUGACGCAUCUAGCAGCAAAGUGUCCUGGAUCUCCUCCAUUAUGCUGGCAGUUAUGUAUGCAGGAGGUCCCAUUAGCAGUAUUCUCGUGAACAAAUAUGGCAGCCGGCCAGUCAUGAUUGCAGGUGGCUGCCUUUCAGGGUGUGGUUUGAUUGCUGCAUCGUUCUGUAAUACUGUAGAAGAGCUUUAUUUUUGUGUCGGGGUUGUAGGAGGCCUUGGACUGGCAUUUAAUUUAAACCCAGCCUUGACUAUGAUUGGCAAGUACUUCUACAAGAAGCGUCCGUUGGCUAAUGGACUAGCUAUGGCAGGCAGUCCUGUAUUUUUGUCUACUCUGGCUCCCCUGAAUCAGUAUUUCUACAGCAUUUUUGGGUGGAGAGGAAGCUUCUUAAUCCUUGGGGGCCUCUUGCUGAACUGCUGUGUUGCUGGAUCUCUAAUGAGACCAAUAGGUACCAAGCUGGAGCAGCAGAAGAAAGAAGUUAAUAAGGAAGCAUUGCAGGAGGCUGGUAAAACAGGGAGAAAAGAAGAAGGAGCAGGAGAUGUGAGCGCAGACCUUAUAGCUGGGAAGUCUAAAAAGCAGAAAAGCACAGUUUUUGAGACUAUUAACAAGUUCUUGGAUUUGUCUCUGUUCACACAUCGUGGCUUCUUGCUGUACCUGUUUGGCAACGUCGUCAUGUUUUUUGGACUGUUUACUCCAUUAGUCUUUCUCAGUAAUUAUGGGAAGAGUAUGCACUUCUCUAAAGAAUCUUCUGCCUUUCUGCUGUCAAUUCUAGCCUUUGUGGAUAUGGUUGCCAGGCCGUCCAUGGGCUUGGUAGCAAACACCAAGUGGGUGAGGCCCAGGAUCCAAUACUUCUUCGCUGUGUCUGUAAUCUAUAAUGGAGUGUGCCACCUUCUGGUCCCUUUAUCUACCACCUAUGCCGGCUUUUGCAUCUAUGCUGGCUUCUUUGGAUUUGCCUUUGGCUGGCUCAGCUCUGUCUUGUUUGAAACACUGAUGGAUCUGGUUGGGGCUCAACGGUUCUCCAGUGCUGUUGGUUUGGUGACUAUAGUGGAAUGUUGCCCUGUUCUUUUGGGACCACCUCUCCUAGGUAAACUCAAUGACAUUUAUGGUGACUACAAAUACACCUACUGGGCAUGUGGCAUCAUCCUAAUUGUCUCUGGGAUCUUCCUGUUUAUUGGAAUGGGCAUCAAUUACAGGUUGCUGGCAAAAGAGCAGAAGGCUGAGGACAAGCAGAGGGCUGAAGGGAAAGAAGAGGAAACCAACAUUGAUGAGGCUGAAAAACAAAAAGAGCCCAGCAAUGAUGUGGCCAAUCUUCCUCUGAAAAACAUAGAGGAUGCUGUAAAAGAGGAGGAUAGCCACAUGUGAGGGACUUUUCAUCAUGCCUUCCUGGAUUUAUCAACAUGAUAAAUUGUGUGUGGAUGGGUGGGGGAGCACUGUUGGUAGUGAACAGUGGUGCGAAGUGUAUAAAUCAGGUGAAUUUUUUUUAGAAAACAAAGCUACAAAUUGUCUUUAUCAGCAUUUGACAGGAGUAACAGAACUCAGUGGGCAGUGCCAUCUUUUUAUUGGGUACUGGGAAGGGAGGGAAAUUUUUAUACUCUGACUUCUUUUAACAGUAAUGUGAAUGUACUAUGUGCCUUAGAGCUUCCACAUUUAGGGUAUUCUGGAGCCUUAACCUGGUUCUACAAACUGUACCACUUACUGUUUUGUAGUUAGUCUCUAUCCAUUAAGGAUAUCUGACUUCUUUUUUUAUUCAGUAGGUUUCAAGGUUGGGUGUUAAAUCAACACUACUUCACAUGCUUCUAAAAUCUGUUGUGACCAGACUCUUGGUAGUAGUAUGCAUAUCUUUGGAGCAUAGGUGAUUAAUGGGUUGGUAGAUUUUUAAUAAAUAGUAUUGAAGUUCUAAUGUUUCUGGAUUCUGGUUCAUGCCAGUUUGGUUGUGUUUCUAACAAUUUUGAAAUCUCUUCUUAUUGUUGUGGGGUUUGUUUGUUAAAAAUCCCUUUCUGGUUAAAUGUUGAGGUCUCAAAAUUUGAAUAAAAUAUGCAAAGUUAUUUUCAUACAGUCUUUCACUUGACUUGUUAUGGAGUCAAGCCUACUUCUUAAUCAUCACAAGUUUACUGGUUGUCUUCAGCCUAGAAGAUUUUUGAAAUGAAAUGGGUAUUGGUGCAAGAGGAUGAGUUGAUUACUUUGGGUGUCUUGGACAUUGAGAGAACCUAUAUUUAACCCUUUUUCUUUAUAUGUUUGACUCAUGCAGUGCUUGAGCUUAGCUUUGGAAUAGGAAAGAUGAAUGAUGUCACCUCAAACACACUUGCUUGGAAGCAAGUCUGGUUGAAAUUGGUGCAGCUUGCACUUGAAGAAGCACAUCAUUGACACUCAUGCUGGUAUGGCAUCUCAUUGCCCCCUCCUAACUCCACCACUUCCAAAGGGAUUCAUUUUCAUGUUCCUCUAAGUAUUGAUCUGAUUGGGAGGGGGAUCUAGUGCCCUCUUUUGUAGAGAGUAGUGCCCAGAAAACAGUAUUAACGCUAGCUACACUAUCAGAGCAGAUACGUCUUUCUUACCUGUUCCAAGGAUAUAUUCUUUGAAGAACAGUAGGUGUACUCUAGAACUGAUCAGAGACUGAUACAUUACUUUUUCUUAGUUUCUUGUGCUUUCCAUUUUGGUUCCUUACUCCACAUGGGCUAAGAAUUUCAAAUGAUAUGUAGCUGCACAACUGUAAAGACACUUUAUUUGGUAAAGAUAGGAGAAUCCUUUGCAUGUAUUUAUUUAUUUUUAUUAGUGACAGCAAAAAUCACACUUUACGUGGCAGGAUAACAAAGAGCAGCUUGCAGGUCACAGACUAGUUGUACUGAAAAGUUAAUAAAUAAUUCUGCAAGACACUGAUUUGUUCAAAUAAACUCUUUUGUAUAAUUCCCCCAAAUGCUGAUGGUUCUCCCUGCUACUUUUAACUAAUUUUAUAGCAUAUCACUUUUCCUAGUGAUUCCAUGAGUAUAUUGAUUUCUGACUUGUGAGCCAUCUUGUUAGGAGAUAGAUGCAAAGGAUCCCUUUAACACGUAAAGUUCCACUAAGAGUGCAGUCCAUAUAUAUGUGCUUACUCAGAAGUAAGCCCUACUGAGUUUAAUGGGGCUUACUCCUGGGUAAGCAUAUAAAGGAUUUCAGCCCAAGACACCAGUAACACAAGUCAAUCUUGUAAAAACCAAGAAAAAAGAAUAAUACAGAAACACACUUUCUCUUGGAAUGUACCUGCUGCUUGCUUGUGUGAACUGUAUAUGUCAAUAUGACUGCUGAAGUGAAUGCUAGUACCUUGCUCGCAUACCUUUUUAAUAAGGCAAAAUUGUUACGAAUUCUAUAUCCUUAGACCAGAAACAGACAUUAUGGAAGAUAUGUGGCAAACAUUGAAAACAGCAAUGUCUCCUCAUCUGGUAAUGUCUAGUAAUACAAAAUUAUGCCAUUGGCCUCCUAGAUAAUUCCACCCAGCUCAGUUUCAUUGGUUGCUGCUUGCAAUUCUCAGAAAGUCCUUAACAUACUGACAUUGUUGCACAUUUUGCACUAUUAGGGAGGAAGAGAAGGUGUUGAACUUGUCUUUGGUGGGAGACACACAUCUUCUAAUGCCUUUUUCUGGUUUCAGUGUGUAAAGUGUGUUAUCAUCUUGCUGUGCUGCAGUUAUCUUUUUAGCAUAUGUAAAAAUUAAAAAUUUACUUUGUUGAGCCUGUUCUGGGAAUCUCAACCUGGCUUAAUAGGAGCCAAAUUGUUUAGCGGUGUCUCGAAGAUUACUUCUUUUCCUGUUCCAUUCCAAACAGCUGGUGUUGCAGUAUUAAUGGGUGUUCUUAAUGUUCUCAAAUUCUCUGGCUUGAUACAUUGCAGGAUGGCUCUCAGUACAAAGGCUUCUAAUCUUGAAAGCUGAGAUUCUGUUGGCUUCUUUCUUUCUCUAGGGCAGCCUUUCCCAACCAGUGUGCUUCUAGAUGUUGUUGGACCACAACUCCCAUCUUUCUUGACCAUUGGCAAUGCUGGCUGAGGCAGAUGGGAGUUGUGGUCCAACAACAUCUGGAGGCACACUGGUUGGGAAAGGCUGCUCUAGGGCAAUGUCUUUGGAUGAACAUCUGCACAGGAACUUCCUGUAUGUUGAUUGAGCACAUUAGUAAUAUGCCACAAGUACAGGAAACUUUGUGCCACCGAAAAGCAGGUUCAAUGUGGCACAUCAGUCCCUCCCACCAACAUUUCCAAUUACAUCUGCAGACUUUGUUUCCAGUGUUCUUAUCCUGUGAUUGCCUCAAGUUGUUACAUGCAGGACCCUGCAGGUCCUUCUAGAUGAAUAGCACAGACUUGUGUUUCUCUUUUUAGGAAAAUAAUAGCGAGAAAUACAAUUGCAAACCUUCAGCACCAGAAUGUCCAGGAUGCAUAUUGGUGGUUUUCUAAUAUGAGUGUUGAAAUUCAUUGUUCAGUACAACUUAACAAUUUAUCACUCUCCACAAAAAGUUCAUACAGAUACAUCCUUAAAUACUAAUCUUAACAUUAUGCUCUAGCAGAGGUGGCGAACUUGUGGUCUUCCAGAUGUUGAUGGACUCCAAUUCCCCUCAGUAUUCACCAGCAUGGCUAGUGGUUGGAGAUAAUGGAAGUUGUAGUCCAAUAAUACCUGAAGGGUCACAGGUUAGCCACUCCCACUAGCUUUCCCCCUCUUGCUAAUGCCAAUAUCUCUCCUUAAAGAUUAGGAAAUUGAUGAACAAGUUUAAGAUAUCUGAUUUUUCUUUAGUGUGUAUCCUGAAGAUUUUUACUGAAGGUAAACUACUGCUCUGUUAAGUGCUUGCCUUGUUUGAAACUUAUACUGAAGAGAGAAUUCUAUCAAUUUUGUGGAAACUCAAGGAUGCUUUCUUAGAAUACUGUGCAAAUAGUAGAGCUAAUAACUGUCCCAUUCUUUUAGUUUAUGCAAAUAAAGCUGAACAAAUUGACUGUGUAGUUUUCAUUCACUCACUCAACUAUGUAGAUUCUGACAAGUGAGCUUCCCUUUAUUUUUUAAACAGUUUGUGGAACUCUCUUUCCAGUAUUACACAAUGCACUGUGAAAUCCUCUUCUGUUGUCUUGGCUGCUUAGUUUAUUGGAUUUUUUUAAAAAUGUAAUUGCAUUCUGUUCUAGAAUUGUACAAAAAGGAACAGGUCAGGGUAUUUUCAUACUUUAGUUUAUGUUUGUUUAUAAAGCCAACAGAGUAUUUUAUAUAAACAGAUUUUAUUGUACUGUUUUGAACUGUGACAUUGUAAACACAAGUUAUAUGUUCAGAAGUUCCAUGUGUCAAGAGUUCAUAAUAAACUGGCUCAUAAUGCAAUAAACUAACAAUGAAACCUUU
Messenger RNA from Rhineura floridana, 5857 nucleotides. It is a transcript of the gene SLC16A1, whose product is annotated as solute carrier family 16 member 1. The coding region runs from base 382 to 1890 and encodes 502 amino acids. The record is from RefSeq and is a predicted model, not a curated record. NCBI's taxonomy places the organism in Eukaryota, Metazoa, Chordata, Lepidosauria, Squamata, Rhineuridae. Gene Ontology annotation, biological process: transmembrane transport; monocarboxylic acid transport. The transcript has 5 exons. Gene Ontology annotation, molecular function: monocarboxylic acid transmembrane transporter activity. Gene Ontology annotation, cellular component: membrane.